AUAGAAGACGACCAGCCUGCACGAAAUACAGUUCUACUUUUUUGAAAUACAGGUUAUAUCUAAUCUCGCACUAAAAUGUUGUAUCGUUCUUCUGUCUAAACUAUUCUGUAAGUCAUAAUCACAGCAUUGACACAUUGACACAUUAUAACAGAGACACUCCUAUAGAUAUAGCUAUUUGUUUUUUAGCACCAUUUUCGCACCUAUCCUGGACCAGCUGUAGAAGCCUGGUUUUAUGUUAACAGUGUCUUCAAGUAAAAUAUAUGCAGCUUCCAUGGCUCUCCUAAUCGGUUUUGGCAUGCCCUUUUCCAUCACUGUAGCUGAAUCCCAAGCUGGAAGAUGAUGACACUUUUCUAUAUGAAGCACCAUCGCAUUGGAUACAUUAUGAUUUCGAACAUCACGUUUGUGCUCUUGAAGUCGUGUUUUCAAACCCCUCCCCGUUUCACCGACAUAUGAUUUUGAACAUGGUCCAGAACAAGGUAUCUUAUAUAUAACACUGUUGUCUGAUGUGUUCACCUUCUUCGGUCGCACUAAAUCUUGAAUCUUGGAUCCUGAAACGAUGGCUACAUUGGUUCCAGCUGAUCGUAGACUAGUCGCUAUUUCGUUCGCUUGUUUCGAGAUGGGAAUCGUUAUGAAUCGUCCUCGUUUCUUUUGUUCUUGUUUUUGUUUCUUCUUUUCUUCUACACUCUUCCUCCUUAUUUCCUUCGCCUUGUUUUGGAGCCGAAUUAAGUAACCUUUUGGAUAAUGAAGUCUUGUAACGUUGACGACGUGCUCGUAAUAGUUCCACACGAUAUGAACCUGAAAGAGAAGGUUAUUGCCCUGAAUGCCGUCGAUCCGAAAAUCCAAUUCACAAUUGAAACCGAAAACAGCGGAACGAUUCCUUUCCUGGACACACUGGUUAUUAGGUGCGGAAGUACAGCAAAAUUUAAGGUAUACAGAAAGCCUACAAAUAAAGAAGACUACGUCCACUUCCUUUCAGGACACAGCGAUCGCGUAAAAAGUGGCAUAGUCAUCGGCUUCUUUCUCCGAGCAUUCAGGAUUUGUAGCGAAGAAUUCCUCGACGAAGAGAUCGCCCAUAUAUACGAAACGUUUACAAGACUUCAUUAUCCAAAAGGUUACUUAAUUCGGCUCCAAAACAAGGCGAAGGAAAUAAGGAGGAAGAGUGUAGAAGAAAAGAAGAAACAAAAACAAGAACAAAAGAAACGAGGACGAUUCAUAACGAUUCCCAUCUCGAAACAAGCGAACGAAAUAGCGACUAGUCUACGAUCAGCUGGAACCAAUGUAGCCAUCGUUUCAGGAUCCAAGAUUCAAGAUUUAGUGCGACCGAAGAAGGUGAACACAUCAGACAACAGUGUUAUAUAUAAGAUACCUUGUUCUGGACCAUGUUCAAAAUCAUAUGUCGGUGAAACGGGGAGGGGUUUGAAAACACGACUUCAAGAGCACAAACGUGAUGUUCGAAAUCAUAAUGUAUCCAAUGCGAUGGUGCUUCAUAUAGAAAAGUGUCAUCAUCUUCCAGCUUGGGAUUCAGCUACAGUGAUGGAAAAGGGCAUGCCAAAACCGAUUAGGAGAGCCAUGGAAGCUGCAUAUAUUUUACUUGAAGACACUGUUAACAUAAAACCAGGCUUCUACAGCUGGUCCAGGAUAGGUGCGAAAAUGGUGCUAAAAAACAAAUAGCUAUAUCUAUAGGAGUGUCUCUGUUAUAAUGUGUCAAUGUGUCAAUGCUGUGAUUAUGACUUACAGAAUAGUUUAGACAGAAGAACGAUACAACAUUUUAGUGCGAGAUUAGAUAUAACCUGUAUUUCAAAAAAGUAGAACUGUAUUUCGUGCAGGCUGGUCGUCUUCUAUAUUUUUUAUCGAUGUAAAGCCUAUAUCUUGUUUUUCCACUGACGAAGGCACUUUGUUGUCGAAACGUCUGGUCUUAUUACAUUGUUUUUGGAUUGUCAUU
Molecule: messenger RNA, 1942 nt
Organism: Amphibalanus amphitrite
Lineage: Eukaryota; Metazoa; Arthropoda; Thecostraca; Balanomorpha; Balanidae
Exons: 2
Coding region: 742-1671 (309 amino acids)
Source: RefSeq, a predicted model, not a curated record